UGAGGUUAUAAACUUAGUUUGGUGAAAACUAAAAGUAAUAUACCAAAAUGGUUUGUGAGAAAUGUGAGAAGAAGCUGGGCCGUGUGAUCACACCGGACCCUUGGAAGUCAGGAGCCAGGAACACAGUGGAAUCUGGAGGGAGGAAAGUUGGAGAAAAUAAGGCCCUUACUGCCAAGAAAGGGCGAUUCAAUCCUUACACUAGUAAAUUUCAAGAAUGCAGAAUCUGCAGAACCAAAGUCCACCAAGUUGGGUCACACUACUGCCAGGCCUGCGCCUACAAGAAGGGGAUAUGUGCUAUGUGCGGCAAAAAAAUAUUGGACACUAAGAACUAUAGACAGAGUUCUACAUAGAACCUUGUUUAGUUAGUUAAAAUAUUUACUGCUGUACUCAGAGUCAUUUAAUGAUUGCUUUACCCAGUUCUUACCAAU
Messenger RNA from Spodoptera frugiperda (fall armyworm), 428 nucleotides. RefSeq names its product cysteine-rich PDZ-binding protein-like. Gene Ontology annotation, molecular function: PDZ domain binding; microtubule binding. Lineage: Eukaryota; Metazoa; Arthropoda; Insecta; Lepidoptera; Noctuidae. The record is from RefSeq and is a predicted model, not a curated record. Bases 48 to 350 code for a protein of 100 amino acids. Gene Ontology annotation, biological process: cytoplasmic microtubule organization. Gene Ontology annotation, cellular component: dendrite. The transcript is spliced from 2 exons.